AUGGAGGACACAAAGAAGCCUCAUGUAGUUUCAUCUGAGCCACUGGAGAUUGGAGAUGCCAAAUGGAUGACGAUCAAGUACAGAGACGUGGAUGGUAAAGACCGCCUCUGGGAAGGAGUUGAAAGAAAGACACGCGCAGCAGGCAGCUCAGUCGACGCGGUGCACAUCGUUGCCGUGUUAAAGAAAGAAACUGGCCCAGAGCUUCUGCUUCAGCGACAGUUCCGCCCGGCUGUGGGCAAAAUCUGUGUCGAACUUCCCGCUGGACUGCUGGACAAAGGCGAAACCAUCGAACAGUGCGCGAUCCGCGAACUCGCAGAAGAGACAGGCUACGUCGGUACCAUCAAGCCGGAUUCGUAUGUGAACAGCCCAAAGCUUUUCGGCGACAUGCAAGCAGAGGAAAAUCGCAACCCCAAGCCGAGCUUGGAAGAAGGAGAGUUCAUCGAGUGUUUCUCACUGCCCUUGACCAGCCUUUACGUCGAAUGUAGGAGGCUAGAGGCCGAAGGUUAUGCUAUCGAUGGCAAGCUCGGGUCUUUGAUAGAGGGCUUUCAAAUGUCCCAGGUGUGGCGGACCUAA
This is a messenger RNA of Colletotrichum tamarilloi, 573 nucleotides long. RefSeq names its product ADP-ribose pyrophosphatase. Bases 1 to 573 code for a protein of 190 amino acids. NCBI's taxonomy places the organism in Eukaryota, Fungi, Ascomycota, Sordariomycetes, Glomerellales, Glomerellaceae. Gene Ontology annotation, biological process: ribose phosphate metabolic process; nucleoside phosphate metabolic process. The transcript has 4 exons. Gene Ontology annotation, molecular function: ADP-ribose diphosphatase activity. Gene Ontology annotation, cellular component: nucleus; cytosol. The record is from RefSeq and is a predicted model, not a curated record.